Molecule: messenger RNA, 2389 nt
Organism: Nezara viridula (southern green stink bug)
Lineage: Eukaryota; Metazoa; Arthropoda; Insecta; Hemiptera; Pentatomidae
Source: the annotation of a GenBank genome assembly
GUUGAGUAAAAAUCACAUGUGGAUAAUUUGCAACCAAUGUUUAUUAAAAUUUAUGUUUAUUGUAGUUACAGUUAAAAGUUAUCUAAGUGGCAGUCUGUAUCUAGCCUGAGAAUAGAUUGAAGAAUAACUUGGAUGGUGGAAACAGGAGAUGAGAAUAUGUCACCACGUGAUAUUACAAUAUUACAAAAGAAUUAUGAAAAGAAGGCAAAGAAGUCGAGAAAGUUCGAAUUCUUAAAGCUGCUUUAUUCCAAUCCACAGAAGUUGUUACAUCUGAUAAAGGAACUUUAUGACGACAAUACUAUAUUCCAACAAAUAAAAGUCAACUUAUAUCUACAGGCUGAGACUGGCUGUGCCCUAAGCUUUCUGAUAGAGAAGUGCCUCCUGUAUAAUGAGCAUGUUAUCAAAGUGAUUGGAUCCAGGGAAUUGGCAACUCACGUGAGAUAUGAAAAAAAUAACGAAUUUAUAAAAAGGCUUGAAGAUUCAGAAGGACCUAUCACACUGAUGAAGGAACUUUUAAACAAGGAUUUAUUGUUAGAAAUGAUUUCGAUUUCAUACGAUUUCGGAAUCACAGAAACAAUGAAAUACCACUUCUUCCCCAUAUUCCACCCUUACAGAAAGAACGUCAUUUUUUAUUCGUGCCUUGUACAAGAUGCUAAUAACAAUAACGAUAUGGAGACCUUACAUGGAUACGUCGGUGAAUGUUUCAGAUAUUGUCAGGAAAUAAUUGUUAACACAAUGCGAUAUGAUGAACAGAGACUAUACCACUCGAAACAAAAGAAAAUUUUGGAUCUGGGAAUAAGCAAUUUGGAUUUGAUAGAUGACUUCACUGCUUUUUUACCUGUUGUAAGGCAGCAGAUUCUCGAGUUAUCGGAAGCCGAAAGAUGUAACAUAUUCCUCUUGGAAGGUAACGUGCUAGUAUCUCGCAUAUGUGAUUAUGGAGUUUCUUUUGAUACAUUUAGAAAGGAUGUGAAAAACGUAAGAAUACCUGUCGGCGUGGGCGUAUCGGGCACCGUGGCAAAAAUCGAAAAGGGAAUCAACUGCCUGGAUCCCAACACUGAUCCGCUUUACCAGAAGGACUUAGAUGUCUCUGAAGGGCUCAUUUCAAGGAACAUGCUGAGCUUCCCGCUGAUGCUGUACGGGAGGGUGUACGGCGUAGCGGAGGUGUACAACAAGACGACGAGCAACAUGUUCAGCUCCGCAGACGUGAACCAUUGCGAGUGCCUUGGCAGGGUCCUCGGCAUCCAGCUCUACAUGGCUCUAGUGACCAAGAAGAAUCGGGACGAUUACAGCCGGAGGAAUCUUAUCGAUUUCUUCAUGUUGAAGAAUGACAAGGCUGUGGAAUGUAGCGAAUUGCGCUUUGUCGACGAGUGCCAGAUUCGACAUGACUACCACGACUUAGUCGAUUACAUGUUCAUCCCUUCCUCCAUCCCUACUGAGCACAAUAUGUGUGCCUGCCUUCACAUGUUCGAGGAUCUCGAUCUCUUGCAGAAGAUGGGUAUAAACCGAUCUGCUUUCAUCAGGUUUUUGCUGUCUGUUAGAAACAGACAUCAGGUGUUUUCCUUCCAUGGUUGGGAACAUGCUUUCAACACAUUACAUUUUAUCUACACUAUCAUAAAGAAAGAAAACAUUCUUCAAACCGAAACUGUUUCGGCAACGGAAUGUUUCUGUAUGCUGCUUGCGGCUCUCUGCCACGAGAUGGAAUAUUGCGGUCCAACGACACCUUUUAAACCGACCAGUGGAAACACGUUGGGAAGCCUCUACAGCUCAGCCGGGUCAGUCGUCCAGUUCCAUUCCAUCGAUCAAACAGUCCGUCUUCUUGGAGAAAGCAAGAUCUCGAACGAUAUGGAUUUGAAACGAUUCAAAGAAUUUCUCCUGCUUUUAGACGCGAUGAUAUUGGGAAUGGAUUUGGGAAACCAUGUCUAUAACAAGAGUGAUUUGAAGAAAAUGAUCGAUGAGAGAAAGAUUCUUAAAGUGGCGGCAAAUCGAAGACACUAUUUUGGCCUUCUCCUGACUUGCAGCGAUCUCAGCGACUUUUGUAAACCGUGGCAGUACUUGGAAUCUCAAGGGAUCAAGAUAUGCGACGAAUUUUUCAAUAAAGAGAUUACAAGUGAAUGCUACGGACUAAUCGAGUUUUCAGAUAUGUUAGAAAAUGUCAAGUUGAAAAAAAUCUUGCUCCAAAUUCACUUCAUGCAGACAAUUUGCGAGCCUGCGUUCAGCUUGCUGAACACAAUAUUACCCCGGACCGACAGGUGUUCCGAGUCCAUAGAGUUCAACAUGCGGACUCUCAUGAGUGCCAAGGAAAAACUGAUCCAGGCUCAGUUAGAACAAACAACAUAGUUGGAAAACACAUCGCGUCGCAACUUAUAGAAAUAUAUUUUUUCAAAAUAGA